UUCCUCAGGACAUGAGCGUUUUGUCCAGAGGCUUAUUCACUACGAUAAUUCUGUUGCAAAACGUUUUUCUAACGGAAGCAAAUGGGGGACCUAACUCAAUUUGUCCAGUGGAAACUCGUUUUCGUUAAACGUUUUCCGUUUGGAGUAAAGGAUUUAUGUUGCAAUUCAACCGACGUAAUGAAUACACCCCUGAUGUAGUAGGAGGCUAGAAAAACAACGUGUAAAUCACCCUAGACGGAGUCCACGUCAACUUAUCUAAAGAAGUGUGGUCUGUUACUUAAUGAGGGUAAAGAAAACAACAUAUACUUUGUUUAUCAUCCCGGACAGGAAUUUACUGGUAUUUCGGUCUUGGCGAAUUGUAUCAUCGCGCCUGGGUGAAUUGUUCCCUAUAAAUCUCAAAGUAGUGACUUUCUGGUGCGGAAACCUACUUUGGAGCCACUGCCCGAAGGGACAUGUAGCGCAGGGCUUCGACUGUUCAAAACUUCGGAAUUCGUAUAUUUGUGAAAAAAAGGCUCAAACUGUGAACCAGAUGUUGAAAAGAUGACCAUUUAUCUUUGGAUCAUACUCUUCUUGGCACAAAGUAGUAGAGCAAUCCAUGGACUCCUGUUCACCAAGAACCCCACCAACCUCACAGUAACCCAGGGCAACAUGGCUCGCCUGGGUUGUUGCAUCGAGGGCCUGAGUGAGCCGGAGAUCGUGUGGAUGAAGGACGGGGAGAAGCUGUACAGCACGGACCAGAUGUACAUCCCCAUCGAGCAACACCACUGGGAGACCUUCCACAGUGUGAAGUCUGUCCAGCAGCAGGAUGCAGGGAAGUACUGGUGUGAGGUAGAGUUCCAUGGCUUGACCAUCUCCUCUGAGCCCGCCUGGAUAACAGUCGAGGGUGUCCCCAACUUUAUACUUGAGCCCCAAGAUGUAGCCACGUUCCCUGGGUUGCCCUUUAACCUGACGUGUGCUGCUGUGGGCCCCCCGGACCCUGUGGAGGUGCUCUGGUGGCUGGGGGGAGUACAGAAGGGUGAUGCCACCUCCUCGCCAUCUGUACUCCAUGUUAACGGUGUGAAUAACAGCAUCAAGUUCUACUGCGAAGCCAGGAAUGCCAGAGGUAUCUCAGUAUCGCGAACAGGCACUGUGCACAUUAAAGACCUCCCAGCAGCCCCUAAAGGUGUGCAGGUGGUCCACAUGGUGGAGAAUAAUGUCACGCUGGCCUGGAGCCCUGGCUUCAACGGACACUCUGACCUGUCGGCCUGCACCAUCCAGAUGUCUAAGAACUCUGGUAGGAAGGUGGACCUUCUGGACCAGCGUGUAAAGGUUCCACCAUUCCAACAGAUCCUCAGUGGGCUGAGCUGCUACUCCAACUACAGCGUUAGAGUGUGCUGUGACAAUGAGGUUGGGACCUCCCUAUUCUCUGGCUGGCUGGACUUUCAGACACCAGAAGCAGUGCCCUCUGCUGCCCCCCGGAACCUGACCUUUGACCUAACAGAGCAGCAGCUGUCCAUGAACUGGGCGACCUUGGAGGACGAUGAGCUGCAGGGAAAACUGAUGGCCUACAAAGUCCAGUGGAACCUGGGAGGAGAAGGACAGGAGGCUCUGUUCUUUAAAGAGAAUGUGGCCCACUUGUCUGGUGGAGGUCGUUUCUUCAACGCCACCUUCCAGGUGUCAGCGUGUACAGUGGCUGGUUGUGGGCCCUGGAGCCAGCCUGUACUGGUCAAGCCCGCCUCAGCAUUGGCAGCCCAGAUGCAGAGAGGCCAUAUGUGGGUGGGUCUUCUGUUGGGCCUGCUGGUGGCCACCGUGGUGGGGCUUCUCUUGACAGUCCUAGUGCACCGCAGAGGGAAGGAGACACAGUUUGGGUCUGUCUUCAAGCCCCCAGGGAAUGAGCGCUUGGUGUCUUUCACUGCAGCCAGGUCAUUCAACAGGACCUGCCCCGAGCUCCCAGAAUCUAGCUUGGACAGCUUGGGUAUCAGUAACGAUCUAAAGGCCAAACUGCAAGACGUCCUGAUCCCAGAAAGACUACUGACCCUCGGACACAUGCUGGGAAAAGGUGAGUUUGGCUCAGUGCGUGAGGCCUUCCUAAAGAUGGAGGACAGUACUGUACAGAAAGUUGCAGUGAAGGUGCUCAAAACGGAUAUCAACUCAUCAUGUGAUAUUGAACAGUGCCUGAAGGAGGCUUCUCAUAUGAAGGACUUCGAUCAUCCCAAUGUCAUCCAGCUCAUUGGAGUGAGUUUGCACAGUCGGCCUCAGCAACGGUUGCCCAUCCCCAUGGUUAUCCUGCCAUUCAUGAAGCACGGGGACCUUCACACAUUUCUGCUCUUGUCCCGCCUUGGAGACGAGCCCUUUACCGUGUCACUGCAGAUGCUCAUACAGUUCAUGUUGGACAUCGCUCGUGGAAUGGCGUACCUGAGCAACAAAAGCAUCAUACACAGAGAUCUGGCUGCGCGCAACUGCAUGCUUAGUGAAAACUUGACAGUCUGUGUGGCAGACUUUGGGCUGUCAAAGAAAAUCUACAGUGGCGACUACUACAGACAAGGAUCUGUCUCAAAGCUGCCUGUCAAGUGGAUAGCACUGGAGAGCCUUGCUGACAAUGUCUACACUACUCAGAGUGAUGUGUGGGCGUUUGGAGUCACCAUGUGGGAGAUCAUGGCACGGGGGCAGACCCCCUACCCCGGCGUGGAGAACUCCGAAAUCUACGAGUACCUCAUCAAGGGAGAGAGGCUCAAACAGCCACCUGACUGCCGAGACGACAUUUACGAGAUCAUGCAUAGCUGCUGGAGCCCUGUUCCCAAGUGCCGCCCCAGUUUCCUCCACCUGAUUGACCAGCUGGAAGGGCUGUGGGCCAGCCUAUCCCCAGGGCCUAGCUGCAUUAAGGAGGCCCUUCUCUACGUUAACCUGGAGAAUGACAAGGGGGAGCAGGGGGCAGGGGCACUGGGCCCAAGGAAGGACCCCUCGUGGUCAGGAAUGCCCUGGCAGUGUGUGGGGAUGGAGGAAGAUGAGAGAGACUGGCUAGCGGUGUCUUCUGGGGCAGCUCUGGCUAUCGGUGGAGACUACCGCUACAUCAUUGGCCCUACCUGUAAUGGCACUGAAGAGGACGGUGGGAGGCAGGGGGACUCGAUGGAUACCUUGCAGCAAGAAGUUAGGGAUGAGGACGCGUUCAUUAAUGUGUGAUUUUUAUAUUUCGACCACCAUGCUGCCUCCUGCCCUGUCCUCGUGUACAGAUUUCAGACUGGCAAGUUGGUUGUGGAGGGUUGGUCACUCACUACUGUCCUCUAGUGAAGUUUCUGAAAACGAACGGACGCUUACUAGCAUGACUUAAUGGAGCAGAAUUGGAUUGAAGUUCAUAUCUCAAUUAACUUUUCUACCCAUUUUAUUUCCAGUUAUUCUGUCUUUUUGUACAUUAAACUAUGACUUUACACCAA
Molecule: messenger RNA, 3410 nt
Organism: Salmo salar (Atlantic salmon)
Lineage: Eukaryota; Metazoa; Chordata; Actinopteri; Salmoniformes; Salmonidae
Gene: tyro3
Product: TYRO3 protein tyrosine kinase
Biological process (GO): protein phosphorylation; nervous system development; cell surface receptor protein tyrosine kinase signaling pathway
Cellular component (GO): plasma membrane; signaling receptor complex
Molecular function (GO): transmembrane receptor protein tyrosine kinase activity; protein binding; ATP binding
Source: RefSeq, a predicted model, not a curated record